Molecule: messenger RNA, 4895 nt
Organism: Loxodonta africana (African savanna elephant)
Lineage: Eukaryota; Metazoa; Chordata; Mammalia; Proboscidea; Elephantidae
Gene: PTTG1IP
Product: PTTG1 interacting protein
Exons: 6
Coding region: 2410-2934 (174 amino acids)
Biological process (GO): protein import into nucleus
Cellular component (GO): cytoplasm; nucleus
Source: RefSeq, a predicted model, not a curated record
CGGAGGCGGCGAGGGGCCCCGGGCCUUCCCGAGCGCGUCCUGCGGGAGACUCGCGUCUGACAGCCCCCGAGUUGGGGUGCUCUCCGAUAGCCACACCCAGUCCCGCCACCUGGGGCUCCGGACAUCUGCAGAAGAGACGACCCAGGCGGGCGGUCCUUAGUGACAUGGACACGGUGGCCAAUUCCUGGUCUUGGUCUGACUUCUGCUGUCCCCUCGCGCAUGACUCUGCAAGACAAUUCGGCCCCGGUAGCUUUUUUUUUUUUUUAGCCGGGACCAGGGGCCAGCGCUGUUGUGUAAAGUGGCCGCGGGGUGGGGUCCGCGGGAGUGCUCGGUGCUGUCUGUGCGGAUGGCGCCCUGGCUCGGCACACCGCCUGGCGGACUGCGUCUCACUUAACCUCUCCUCCACCCUCGAGGAGAGAGCUAUUACAUCCUCGGGGUAUAAUAUUUGGAGUCUGGAAGUAGAGCUUAAAAAGUUUCUCGAGGUUCCACAGCUGGUAGGUGGAGGGGCCAGGAUUUAAGGCCGGUCUUCCUGGCUACGGGCCCGCCCUCAGCUUUCCUCUGCCUCCCAGGCACUGUCUCAGACACCUGGAGAACUGGGAGGGACUAGGUGUGUGAUGGGCACCCCUCCACUGCUCACCAUUCAAAGCUUAGACCCCAAGGCGUUCCAGGUGCAGUGGUGAAAACUUGGGUUGUUGUGUGCCUUAAUUAAGUGCAGGAAAGGAAGAUUUUAUCAAAGUAAGGCUGUCAGUGUCUGUUCUGUUGAAGCAAGGGAUUCGGUGUCUGCAGUUUGCAGACCUGCAGCUGGCUUUUCUGUUUGUUCAUCCUACCUGUUCACUGUGCCUGGUGCUGGAGCCAUUGUCGUGACUGGCAGACAGAGGUCCUAUCUUUGAGGAGCUGAGUUCCUGGGAAGACUGACCAAGAAACAAGUAAUUGGGAUGCUGGGCGUGUGUUGGGGAGCAGUUGUAGUGGAGGGAACGGCAUGGUUUAAGGCCCAAAGAGUUCAAGAAGUCCAGGGAAGGUGAGUGUUAUUGGGCAGGGGGAGCAGUGAGAAGCAGGGGUGGGGAAAAUCAUGGAAGGAUUUAAGCUGCCGUGUGUGGAGUCCUCACUGAGAUCCCUGUUGUUGGGGGCCAUUGAGUUGAUUCUGAUACAGAUGCCCAAUGAGGUUUGAGUUUCAUGAAAACAGCGCUGACACUUUUUUUCCAAACAUAAAACCCAAAACCAAACUCUGCUGCUGUCAGGUCAGUUCUGACUCGGUCGUAGCGACCCCAUGACAGAGUAGAACUGCCCUACAGAGAUUUCUUUACUGUAAUCUUUACGGAGUCAGAUCGCCAGGUCUUUCUCCUGCAGAGCUGCUGGGUGGGUUUGAAUUGCCAGCCUUUUGGUUAGCAGCCAAGCACUCAACCAUUGCACCACCAGGGCUUCUAGUUGUGAGCAGUAGAGCCACAGGUGGGCUGUUCACUUUCCUGACCUUUAAAGUUAAGGUUGACCUGGGCCUAGCUGGAGUGGCUAAUGUUUUUAGCUCAGGUUAGCCUGGGCCCUGUGGAGGUCUGUUAAACACCAGCCUAGCAAAACACUUUUUCUCUUACUGAAUGUUUGCUCUGGGUCGGACUGUUGCUUCUUAUCUGUUCCUUCUUACCUACUUGCAUGUGUGCUUAAGAUGUUAGCAAUGCAGCCUUCUUGAAAUUUGUUAGUAAAGGAGUCAGAUGGCAGUGCACAGGGAGCUUUGGUCUGAAUUGACUUCAGAGGACAAGGGUGGAAGGAGUACUUUUCACCAAACAGAAUGGGUGUCUGCCAAGAGUCAGGUCCCACCAGAAAAACCAAAACCAACCCCGUUGCUGUCGAGUCAAUUCUGACACAUAGCAACUCUAUAGACGGAGCUGCCCCAUAGGGUUUCCAAGGAGUACCUGGUGGAUUCGAAUUGCUGACCUUUUGGUUAGCAGCCGUAGCUCUUAACCACUGUGCCACCAGGGCUCAGUGAUCACACCAGCCGCUCUUUAUCAAUAGCUUCAGUGCAUGUUUGCUCUGGCAUUAUUACAGGAUAGGUGUCAGGAAAACAACCCUGAAGUGGCCGACCCAGGCUCAUGAAAACACGAUUUGGCUGCUCCGAUUUUAGUGUUGCAUCUGGAUGUCUAAAGGUCCAGAGACCAUGUGAAGUGAAUGCAAGUGGACUGUGACAGGUGGCAGUUAAAUCAGAGCUGUGAUUGUAAAAAUUCAAUGUCAGCCACAGGGCUGCCUUCUUAGCACUGAUCCAGCUGGAAGCUGUACAACUGUGCUUCCAUUCAUAGGCAUCACCUCUGUGUCUCCCGGCCACUCCCCAGGUUGCUGGGUGGGCAAGUGCCUCUUUCUCUCAUCAGGAACAGUCUUCACGUGGUGGGGAUGGUGUCGCGCAGUCUCCGAGGACACUAACCUAUGUACCAGCCUAUGACAUUCUCAGAGGAGUGCCUCUUACGGCAACCGGCCCCGCCCUCCUCCUGCACACAGGAUGUGAUGUGGUGCUUGUCACACGUUUGUUCUCAGAACUCAAACAGAACCUGCGAAGAGUGCCUGAAAAAUGUCUCUUGUCUCUGGUGCAACACCAACAAGGCAUGUCUGGACUACCCAGUUACAAAAAUCUUGCCACCUGGGUCGCUUUGUAAGUUGAGUUCUGCACGCUGGGGCGUUUGCUGGGUGAACUUCGAGGCGUUAAUCAUUGCGAUGUCGGUGGUGGGAGGCGCUAUCCUCCUCGGUGUUGCGAUUUGCUGCUGCUGCUGCUGCAGAAGGAAGAGGAGCCGCAAGCCAGACAAGAGCGAGGAGAGGGCCAUGCGGGAGCGCGAGGAGCGUAGGAUCCGGCAGGAAGAGAGGAGAGCAGAGAUGAAGUCAAGACACGAUGAAAUCAGGAAAAAAUAUGGUUUGUUUAAAGAAGAAAACCCAUACGCCAGAUUUGAAAACAACUAAACACAACAGGCCAGCAAUCCCGGAGCUUCCUGGUGAGGUGGGGCUGCACCUCCCAGCAGCUCACCUACAGGACCUGCCACCCCCUCCCAUCCCUCCGUACCCCCGCCCCCCCAAGGUGAGCCGCGCCCUGGAGGGCUUCCCCGCCAAGGCUGCCCCGAAAGGACAAUCCUGGCCCGUCCCUGCAGACUGAGCUCUCACUGCCUCUCUUUAUUUCUGUAUCUAGCUACUUGAGACGCUAACCCACCGUUUGUUCUGUGUGAGGAAGCGAUGUGCACAUCCCACCUCUCCUGAAUCACUAAGGGAAUUUCUGCCGAGUGGCCCUGCCACACCGACAGCAUGUUCAUUCUAUGUUCAUUCUUUCUUUCAGAGCAGGAUUCUUGCUCCUUUCUGCCCCCUAACAAGCAUCAUACGGCAAGGGGGAAAGUCGUUUUUCACUCCGUCACAAGUUGAGUCAUCACCCACUGUCCCACACCAGGCCGGUAGCAUCUCUGUGUCUGUUCACACUGCACACGCAUGUUCAUUCUGCUUGGUCUUUCUUAUGGCCCAGGACCCGCCACACAUCUGACCAAGGUUUUCUUCCUAGCUUCGGCUAUGUCGAAUAGCCUUGAGGAAUGGUUAAGAUCACUUAAAAAAAAAAUUUUUUUUUUUUGACCACCUAAAAGAUUUCACAAAAAAACUUAGAUAUAAAAGUUCAGAUCCCUUAUCAAUGGAUUCUUCAGUGUAUGUCUUUAAUAGAAUAUCCGGAUUUUCUUUCAAUGGAAACUAGUUAUUAACGCAGCGACGGCUGGCUGUUACUAUGUGCUGAUGGGGCAUGAGAACGGUAGCUGCCUGGCUUGUCCUUUUCUCCCCUGCUGACGGGUGUGCCGGGCUCUCUGCAGAGUCAUCCUGCUCCAAGGUCCUCUCAGCUGAGCCCACCUCCUCCCGCAUAUGCAGGGGCUGGGAGUUGGGGAGUUAGGGGUCCCAGGUGCCAUAACUCCUCACUGGGAUGCAGCUCUGUCCAGGGCCGGCAAGAGGGCCUUUCCAUACACUACAUGGCAGACACUGACCACAGGCCUGCCUUCCAGAUGAUUCCAAACUUCGAGCCUCACUUCCCUGAGAAUGGCUUUAGCAUUGGCUCCUGCGUAAGUCUGUCUGUGGAACCUCUGCCAUCACCACUGCACGUGCCGUACGUUCUUUAAAAUCAGGAUGUGUGGCUUCAGCACCCAGACAGGCGCUUGGUGGCAAGCUUGACGUAGCUGGUGCAGAGCCUUUCUUAAAAGUCCCAUUAAGACAGUCCCAGCUGCCACAUCGCUCUGAGUUCAGCACUUCGCUUUGAAAGAAUCAGUCUGUGGGCACGUCAAACAAGUAGCAUUUUCACACUCACUGUCACGCUAUGGGGGAAGCGGUCCAGCAUAAAGUCAAGAAUGUUCACAUAGAGAGCAGAGUGAUCUGGACACUAAAAAUCAUCAAACCUCUUGAUAGGCCUUUUUAACCGCAUCAUGUCUGUAUUGUGGGUUAACAUUUCUGCUCUGGUGUUGCCGCACACUAAAAUCCUCUAACAGAUUCUUCGUUUCGUUUCUCGGACUUCUUGGGCAUUUGAUAGCAAUUUAAAGUAUUAUGAAACAUGCCUGAGUAUUUUAUGGCAGCCUUCAAAUUUUUACUUUUUACUCUAUCCAUGAAAGGAACUUUUCGUAGACUUUAGCACACUUUGUAUUAAUACAGUAGAUUAUACGUAAAUCACACUGUUUCUUGAGUUGAGGUUACUGAGCUGAAGGUAGAACGACCGCUGGUUAGAUGGAGUGUACCUAACCCUGUUGUGCAGUGUGGAACCCCAGGCCAGAGCCUCUGUGAGGUGGUCUAGCCCAUGCACUUUUAUCAGGAGCAGCCACAAACCGUAACCUCAAAGAAAUCUGUAAUCUUCGGAGUGCCUUAAUUUUUAACUGUUUGCAAUGAAAUGGUUUAAUACAAGCUUUUGUUUAGUA